This is a messenger RNA of Penicillium chermesinum, 474 nucleotides long. RefSeq lists its product as uncharacterized. The transcript has a single exon. The record is from RefSeq and is a predicted model, not a curated record. The coding region runs from base 1 to 474 and encodes 157 amino acids. Lineage: Eukaryota; Fungi; Ascomycota; Eurotiomycetes; Eurotiales; Aspergillaceae.
AUGUUCCCCCAAACCAAGCUAAAAACCCUUGCGGGAACCUAUGAUCUGCUGGACGGAGCACAAGCUCAGAUUGGAAUGAGCCCAGUGGCUUGCUUUGCAGAUCUUCCUAGUAAUUUCCCCCUGGAUCUGCGUAUUUGGGCUCCUUCUGACGAACACUUGCGGGAAUCUCCGGGAGCUGUUCACCUGGAAACAAACUUUGGCCAGAAACGGAAACCGUUUCUCGAUCGACUUUUAGGGGCUACUCCACGGAUCCUCAAUGAGACCUGCCAAUCAGAGAACGCUACGCAGGUUGGAUCUGCCAUUGACGAGAAUCUCUUACCAUUUCCAGUUAGCGGGUCAUUCCCCGCAAAGCUAGAGCUCUCGAGGUCUAAGCUUUGCAGCUCACGCGCAAUGGAUUUCCCUUCCGCCGUAAGAGGAGUAAAUUCUCUGGGUGGCACUAGCUUUUCGAUUAUUCCAUUUUCCCGUGGCCAAUAG